AUGGUGAAGGCGUCAUCCAAGAGCACGACGGCCAGCAAGGGCAAGACGGGCAAGGGCAAGACGGGCAAGGGCAAGACGGGCAAGGGCAAGACGGGCAAGGGCAGCACCAAGAAAGCGGGACCCACCAAGAAUGCAGGUAACACACACUAACACACUGACAGACAGACACAGACAGACAGAGACAGACAGACACCCAGACAGACGAACAGACGGGUUCACUCUCUCUCUCUCUCUCUGUGUGUGUGUGUGUGUGUCUGGUGCAGACGUGUUCUCCUCGACGACAGUCCGAAAGACCAGACUGAUCUCAGACGAUCACGACUUUGCUUCAGCUUCCGAUCGUGAGAGAGACACACACACACGUACACACACACACACACACGCACAAAUGAUUGUGUCUUGUGUGUCGCAGGCAAGAAGUACGUACCCCCACGCCACUUGCUUCCGCUGUGUGGCGUGUGUGUGUGUGUGCAGGUUUGCAGACUUCGAGACCGCCAAACUGCCAGAGUUCCAGUGGCACGACUACGCCAAAGUCCUGCACAUGGUACCGACACCCAUCCCCCCCCCACGCACGUGCCACAUAUAUGUGCGCGCGUACUCAUUUUCUCUCUCUGUGCAGCUCAACGAAGGUCGGCAGCAACCUUUCAGUGCGGUCACAUUCGAGGCUGGCAUGCGCCGUCUAAACCAGACGAACUAUUACCACAUGUGUGUGCACGCACACACACACACACACACAGAGUGCGCGCAGAUGGUGGGGUGGCCACGUGCGCAAUGGUCUCUCUCUCUCUCUCUGUGUGUGUGUGUGUGUGUGUGUGUCAGAGACGAAGGUAACAAGACGUUGGCGGUGAUCAAGCCUCGUCUCUGACUGACUGCCUCUCAGCCUGUCAUAGCCUAGCCAACUGACUUAUCGUCACUGACUGAUGUGGAUGUGCAUGAGUGGACAAGCGUAUGGUCAUUCAUUUCAUCAACGUGUCCCUCAUGCAAUGUCACACCCACACCACCAUCACCAUCACCCACGCGCUAGCUACGAAGCGAGGCUUCCGCGACUUCCAUCCAUCCAUCCCUCCCCACGCAGUGCAGUCAAUUGCACGUGUGUGGAUCGAUCAUGUGCCAUACUGUUUCCUCUCGAAGGCCGCCCGCUGCCUCUCACGCAGCUCCUCACGGUCCCUCUCACACUCAACUAUCAGCAGCCGACCGCACCACACACCUUGCCCCUCCUCUGGCCCUUGCGCUUGCUGCACCUCUCCCUCUCCCUCUCCCUCUCGGCCUGAUGUUGCCCUGUUGAUCAGAUUCCUCUCUUGGCCGCUCGAUGUCCAUCGUGUCCUGCCCCUCCUCCCCUUUAUCUGUGAUCAUGGCGGCAUCGCCCUUGGCCUCCCGUAUGGCCCGCCGCAUCCACUGCAGCAGGCUCUGCUGCCGACGCCGCCGCCUGCUGCCCGAUCCACUGCCGCC
This is a messenger RNA of Vitrella brassicaformis, 1446 nucleotides long. Lineage: Eukaryota; Vitrellaceae. The record is from the annotation of a GenBank genome assembly.